CGGGCCGGGGGCGUUUCGGGUGUCCGAAGGCGAGUCCAAUCGGACCAGGAAGUAGCUCAGGGGAGCCAGACCCCGACCCACCGCUCUCCCCUCCCGAGCAGAGGAGGCAGGGAAGUACCGAGGGCAGUCUAGCCGCCCCUGGGGGUGGUUCCUGGGUCUAGAUGGAGCUCAAUCUCUGGAUUCUCCCUCUUUCUCGGCCCUACCCUUCCUGACAAACACGGCCGCCAAACCCUGUAAUUGCUCUCCUCUAACCCAAGAAAGCAAACCUUUUUGCUGUUUCUGAGCGGACGCGAGCUUUAAGACUACGUUAAGAAGAGGCCAUUGAAAUUGAUGUAACACUCUGACCCUCCAGUCCAGAUAUAUUAGAUUCACACAGAAAUACUAAAAAAUAAAUAAAAAGCACUGAUCCAAACGUUUGAAUUGAAGGCAUUCUGGGAAAACCUGCCUUUUAUUGUGAAAAUCGUCUUUGAUCUUGAAAUUAAAAGUAAAGCUGGAAAAGAAUUUACAAACGAGGAAAAAACAAAGUUUGGGAUCGGACUCACAGGAUCUGGGCUUGGAAAUGCCUCAGCCUAGUGUAAGCGGAAUGGAUCCGCCUUUUGGGGAUGCCUUUCGAAGCCACACCUUUUCAGAGCAGACUCUGAUGAGCACAGAUCUCUUAGCAAACAGUUCAGAUCCAGAUUUCAUGUAUGAACUGGAUAGAGAGAUGAACUAUCAACAGAAUCCUAGAGACAGCUUCCUUUCUUUGGAGGAUUGCAAAGACAUUGAAAAUCUGGAGUCUUUCACAGAUGUCCUGGAUAAUGAGGGCGCUUUAACCUCAAACUGGGAACAGUGGGAUACGUACUGUGAAGACUUAACAAAGUACACCAAGCUAACCAGCUGUGACAUCUGGGGAACAAAAGAAGUGGAUUACUUGGGUCUUGAUGACUUUUCUAGCCCUUACCAAGAUGAAGAGGUCAUAAGUAAAACUCCAACUUUGGCCCAGCUUAAUAGCGAGGACUCUCAGUCUGUUUCUGAUUCCCUUUAUUACCCUGAUUCACUUUUCAGUGUCAAACAGAAUCCCUUGCCCUCUUCAUUCCCUAGUAAAAAGAUCUCAAGCAGAGCAGCUGCCCCUGUGUGUUCUUCUAAAACUCUUCAGGCUGAGGUCCCUUUGUCAGACUGUGUCCAAAAAGCAAGUAAACCCACUUCAAGCACACAGAUCAUGGUGAAGACCAACGUGUAUCAUAAUGAAAAGGUGAACUUUCAUGUUGAAUGUAAAGACUAUGUAAAAAAGGCAAAGGUAAAGAUCAACCCAGUGCAGCAGAGUCGGCCCUUGUUGAGCCAGAUUCACGCAGACGCAGCAAAGGAGAAUACCUGCUACUGUGGUGCAGUAGCAAAGCGACCAGAGAAGAAAGGGGUGGAGCCUCUUCAGGGUCACAUCACUCCAGCUUUGCCUUUUAAAGAAACCCAAGAACUGUUACUCAGUCCCCUGUCCCAGGAGGGUCCUGGGUCAGUUGCAGCAGGAGAGAGUAGCAGCCUUUCUGCCAGCACAUUGGUCUCAGAUUCAUCCCAGAAAAAAGAAGAGCACAAUUACUCCCUUUUUGUCUCUGACAAUUUGGGUGAACAGCCAACCAAAUGCAGUCCUGAAGAAGAUGAGGAAGACGAGGAUGAUGUUGAUGAUGAGGACCAUGAUGAAGGAUUUGGUAGUGAGCACGAACUUUCUGAAAAUGAGGAGGAGGAGGAGGAGGAAGAGGAUUAUGAAGAUGACAAAGAUGAUGAUAUUAGUGACACUUUCUCUGAGCCAGGCUAUGAAAAUGAUUCUGUGGAAGACUUGAAGGAGAUGACUUCAAUAUCCUCUCGGAAGAGAGGUAAAAGAAGGUACUUCUGGGAGUAUAGUGAGCAGCUCACCCCAUCACAGCAAGAGAGGAUGCUAAGGCCAUCUGAAUGGAACCGAGACACCUUGCCAAGUAAUAUGUACCAGAAAAAUGGCUUACAUCAUGGGAAGUAUGCAGUAAAGAAGUCACGGAGAACUGACGUAGAAGACCUGACUCCAAAUCCUAAAAAACUACUCCAGAUAGGCAAUGAACUACGGAAACUGAAUAAGGUGAUUAGUGAUCUGACUCCGGUCAGUGAGCUACCCUUAACAGCCCGGCCAAGGUCAAGGAAGGAAAAAAAUAAGCUGGCUUCCAGGGCUUGUCGAUUAAAGAAAAAAGCCCAGUAUGAAGCUAAUAAAGUGAAAUUAUGGGGCCUCAACACAGAAUAUGAUAAUUUAUUAUUUGUAAUCAACUCCAUCAAGCAAGAGAUUGUAAACCGAGUACAAAAUCCAAGAGAGGAGAGAGGACCCAACAUGGGGCAGAAGCUUGAAAUGCUCAUUAAGGAUACUCUUGGUCUCCCAGUUGCUGGGCAAACCUCCGAAUUUGUUAACCAAGUGUUAGAGAAGACUGCAGAAGGCAAUCCCACUGGAGGCCUUGUAGGACUAAGGAUACCAACAUCAAAAGUGUAAUCAGCCUCAUUGGACCACUGGUCAGAAAUGUCUGUGUUUGUCACGUUAUUCAUUGUAAAUUUUCAUUCUGUUUUGCAUGUCAGUUUAGCAUUAUGUAAACAUUUAUGAUUAGGUUACAUUGUUUUAAGAACUAAGUAGCAUAAGUGAAGCAUGAUCCAAAAUACUUGAUUAUUGCAUUUUCAGAGCAUAAACCAUGGUUAAAACUGCUACUGUCAUCAGAAUCGAAACUCAAACAUUUAAGUAAAUGUUUAGAUACAGAUUGCAAAAAUCUGUUAAAGUAAAACGUUUGGGAGGAGUGAAGACAUUAGUAAAAGCCAAAUAUUGUGGCAGGUUUAUGCUCUGAACCACACAAAAAAAUUGAGGAAGCAUUUUUUUAAACAGUCGGUUUAGAUUGUUUUUAGAAUUAUUCCUUUUGUUCUAAUUUUCCACAAACAUUAAUCUCACUUGUACAUGGCACAACCCAGCACUCACGCCCAUGUGCCAUAUUAGAAGUUCAUUUUCUGAGCUCAAUAUGGUAUAUAUAAAUAUAUAUAAAUAUAUAUAUAAUGUCUGUGCAAGUAAGAAAAAAAGCAUAUUCUUUGUGCCUUGUAUUUUGGGGAAACUAUAAAACUGGUAAUAUUUUGUAUGAUGAAAACCCUAAUGAGGAAACACAAGAUAUAUAGAUGGAAAAAUUAUGGGGUUUAAAUGUUUUUUUUUGUUCCAACUCUUUUUCAAAUUUUUUGAAUGUAUAUAGGACUAUGUUGAAAUGUAGAUAUAUGCCACAGAGUCUGUGUAUUGUAUAAAAAACAAAACAAAAAACAAACAAAAAAAAGAUGGCUCUAGAAAACUCAUAUUUCGGUACUUGACCGGAAGAAGACAAAUACUUGCACAUUAUUGCGAUUGUUUUAUUUUUUGUACCAAAGACAAAUGCAACUGAUAUGGCAAACUGCCAGUCUAAGUAAAGUUUUGCACAGCUUACAUGAUACUGUAUGAAUGUAUGAAAAAAAGGAGAAAAAAAAAAGAAAAAUGAAAAGGUCAGGGUUAGGGAUCUUACUGAACUGUGAAUUUUAUUUCUGUUUGGGUCCAAUUAUCUACAGAAGGAGCAUCCACACACACAAAUAUUAUUUUGCUGUUCCUCUAGUUCGCUUCCAUAGUAGAUAAGUUGGUGGCCAUUUAGAUGUCUGUAAGUCUUUUUAUUUCUGCACUUAAUUGUAGGAAAUUUUAAUAUAUUUCAUUUUAGUAAGCUAUUGGUAAAAUAGUUUUUGACCUUGAAAAUUAAAAAGUUUAUUUAGCUUACUGUAGUAUACUUCCACCAAACAACCAAAAUACAGAUUAUUUUUAUUGUAUUAUGUAUAUAUAUAUCUGUAAAGAAAGAAAAAAGCUAAAAAUAUCUAAUUCUUUAGUUGCCACUUUUCCAAUUGAUGUAUUAUUGUGCAUGUAAUAUUUUCAAAGAUCAACACAAGCUUAAAACAAAAACAAAAACGAUUUAUAGAUUUUUAUAUUUUUGUACAGGUAUUUUCAAACUAGCUUCUUCAAACUUACAUGUGACCUAUUCUUCUUCUAUAGUUUCUAGAACUGAGAAAUAUUAACACAUUUAGUUUUUAGGUGCUCUUUUUUGCUCACAUAAAACAGCUUCAUUAGUCAGUGUUUUAACUGUGUUAAAGCUUUACCUCUGAUGAGAAAUUUCUUGUGUCAAGGCAGCAUUAUAAACCUUCCCCACAGAUCUUCCCAUUCUGUUUCUCUUACUGUUUGAUCCUCAAAUCUUGUGUUUUGAACUCUGAAAACUGGUGGCUUAAAAACUAUACUUUAAAAAAGAUCCUAUCUAGCCAGAAAAAAAUACCAAAAAUUUCAGACCUAGCUGCUGGGAAAUUACCUGUUUCUCCAACUGUUUCUCCAUUACCCCCUGGAGAAUUUAUUCUUUAAUUAUAUUUUGUCUUUAUAGUGUGUUUCCUUUUCUUCUACUUUAUCCCUUCUCCCCCCACUCCCCUACUUGUAAGCCGUAGCAUAUGAAGCUAUAGCUUAUAGUUUGAUUCUAAAACACAGUAACAACUGAACAAUGUUGCUCAUAUGCUUCUUUGCCAUCAUGAAAAGGAAACUUCUAGAAGGAUUGUCUUAACACCUUAGCUGAACUGUGAUGCACAAGAUUUUCCUGUGUGCUUGGUGGAAAUGUACCUGGUUAGUGCAUUCAUGCUGAACAGAUGAUAUGCUCAGAGCUAAUGGUUUAAAAGAAUGUAAGCUCAUUGUUUAAAGUUUUUCCUUUUUAGAUGGGAGAAGACAAAGCACAGGCUUAUAAAUUGGAAGUAUAUGAAGUUUUGACAGAGUGUGUUUAGUAAAUUGAGACAUGUUCCAAAAUGUGGCAGUUUUGCAAUCAGGUGAAAAUCACUUCAUGAUAGAGAUUCAGCUGAUGAGGUUUAUAAAAUUGCCCCUUUCUAGCUGCUCUGUUAGGAAUUCUGGUUUUUGAUACUUUUUUCCUGUCUGCAAACCAGAAUUUGAUUUUUUGGUCUUGCAUUUCAAAAAAAAAAAAAAAAAGACUUUGAAUCUGGUUUAGUAGAUUCCAUAUCCUUGCAUUUCAGUGUUUUAUAUGUACUACUUAAGUUAAAUAGUUAAAAGCUUUUAAAUAGUUGAGCUUUUUAAUGUUGACACUUUAUUUUGUACCUAUUUAUAUAUGUAUGUAUAUCUUAGAAAAGCACUUUGUUAAAAAAAAAUUGCAUUUUAUAUGAUUCCUGCCAUUUGCUGCUAAAUCUGGGCUGGUCAGAAUGCUGCAGCGAUACUUGAUCUAAAUAAAAACCUGGCAGUAAAAUGUAGAGUGAAAGUUAAAUCCUCUUGCUGUUUUAACUUUAUCAUAAAGAUGACAUAGGCAAGCUGUGCAGCUUUACAUUUUAACCAGGGGACUCUGUGGCAUUUAAAACCGUCUAGAAAUGGUUGUACUUUAAUGCCAGUAAUAAUCUGCUUCCUCUAUUGUCAUUAAAAUAUAUACGUUUAGUGUAUCACACAAACAAAUCUUAUAAGGGUAACGUAAAAACCCCAACAAUUGUACAUGUUAUGUUUUUGAAAAUUGUGGCAUGUAUUUUUGGGUGAAGAUCAUUAGAGAAGAGCUCUCUAAAGGUUUUCUGUGUUCAUACAUGGUAUACAGAUAGCUCAUAAUGAAGUCCAGAAUCUUACUUUAAGUGAAGGCAUUGUGAAUUCACCUCAAAUAAACCCAUUGUUCCAAAAGCAAUUAUAAACUUUGACUCUAGUACUACUAUGAUUGAAAAAAAAUAUACAAAAAACGUUCUUCCUCAUUUCAGAUACACUGGAUUCUUUAUAGAGUUUGUCUCCAUAUGAAAGCAUGCUGUCCAGUUGUUCUUGUUAAGAUCUUGUCUGAGUUUUGAAUUGGGUGCCACACUUUUUCAGUCAAUAUGAUUGCUUGUUCUACUGUACCAUGUAUGAUUCUUGUCCUUUCCUAUAUCCUUCAUGACAGAUUAUGAUGUGGCUUUAUAUUGUGCCUUACUUGUACAUUUAAACUUAACGUCUUCAUUCCCUUCCACUUCCUAUACCGUUCACUUUGACCUUUUUGGUAAGAGAAUCAGAGCAAUUAUAAAAACAUCAUGAAGGAUUUCAGAUGGGUAUGGUUUCCAAUUCCCUCUCUUUAUAGUUAUUUUAUAUUUGUAUGAAAGACCAGUUUUGAAUGGUCUUUAAACCAGAGAGGGAAAGACUAGCAGUCAUUUCACUACAUCCCUUGUUUCUGACUUUCAUGAAUUUGUCCGACAUCUUCUUUCUGAUGCUUGACUUGAUUUGCUUCUUAGCAAUAGUCUGCAUUUAAAGAAAGGUGUGUUCAGUCCAUCAGCUUGAAAUUGACUAUUUCAUCUUUCCAGAAUUUUUUAGGAGAAGAAUACCCGUUUUGUUUGUUUUAUAAAACAGAUGACAAGUCUCUUUAAAAGAAACAGAAGUACAGUACUUUUGAAAUACAAUGCUGUUAGUUUGGAUUUCUUUUUAUAUAUAUAAUAUUCAUACAAUUAUCUGAUGUUUGCCUUCAUUAAUAAAGCUGUUAGUUUAUUCACCAAAA
Neogale vison (American mink) is the source of this 6503-nucleotide messenger RNA. RefSeq names its product CREB3 regulatory factor (gene CREBRF). Gene Ontology annotation, molecular function: DNA-binding transcription factor activity, RNA polymerase II-specific; RNA polymerase II transcription regulatory region sequence-specific DNA binding. Gene Ontology annotation, biological process: regulation of transcription by RNA polymerase II; response to unfolded protein. Gene Ontology annotation, cellular component: nucleus. Bases 560 to 2479 code for a protein of 639 amino acids. The record is from RefSeq and is a predicted model, not a curated record. The transcript is spliced from 10 exons. NCBI's taxonomy places the organism in Eukaryota, Metazoa, Chordata, Mammalia, Carnivora, Mustelidae.